AUGAGUAGUAUCGCUUCCAAGGGCGUCCUCGUGGUGGACUCUCUGAACUGUAACCGUAGUUGUGUGCCCAACAUUCCUGAAUUGGGCCACCUCCCUAUUGUGCGCAGGACAAGGUCACUAUUGAGAAGAACCCCGAGGCUCCGCAGAAUCACACUCCUCAUCUACCUCAAGUUCCUCAUGAUCUCGAUGGUGUUCUUCGGCAUCGAGCUCAACACCGGGCGAUUCACCAUCAACCCCUUCCUGUACAUGUCAGUCAUGGGGGUCAUGGAUCUACCUGCCUAUACCCUCAUGGCCCCCAUUCUGGUUAGGCUUGGGAGGAAGGGCCCGCUCGUCGUGUGCUUUUUCAUCAGCGGUGCCAUUAUUCUAGGACUGGCCUUCGUCGCCCCAAACGCAGGGUGGUUGGUGACACUCUUGGCCAUGGUCGGGCAGCUGUGCGUGACAUCGGCUUUCCAGGUCCUGCGUCUCUACAGCACUGAGCUCUUCCCUACAGAGGUGCGGAUGAGAGGCCUGGCCACUGGGAUCUUCUUCUUUCACGCCACCACCAUGCUGUGCCCGACCAUUAGCGAGAAGAUUGGACCCGGCAAACCCUGGGCGCCCUCCCUGGUCUUUGGUCUGGCGGCCUUCCUCGCUGGUCUCGCAACUCUCCCCUUGCCAGAGACGGGGCGGGUUCUCCUUCCAGACACAGUUGCAGAUCUGGAGACCACGCAAGAUGUUAGCAUGAACAGAUCGGAUGGAAGUGUCACAGAAGAGACAGAAAUGGCAAAACUCCGUGCCUAGUGUGAUGCCCUGACCUGCCCUGUCUGAAUACUAGUGACCCGUUGCAAGUUGCAGUCGGUUUCUCCAUCCAAAGCAAUGCCAUUUCAGUAUGCUGUGGUGUCUCUGUGUAUAUGUAUGUAUCUGGGCGUGCAUGUAUGUAAGUAUGCGUAAGUAUACAUGUAUCUGUCUUUACAUCAGGAGAUCUACAGUGCCAAUGUUUGAAUGAUUUUGUACAUCUUUUGAUUUUUUUUUCAUAUGUAUAGAUAUGCAACAAAACCUUUAUUGUGUAAAUAGUGAUAAAUAAAGUUUUUACAUGAAAAA
Messenger RNA from Penaeus indicus, 1077 nucleotides. RefSeq names its product organic anion transporter 3-like. The transcript has 6 exons. The record is from RefSeq and is a predicted model, not a curated record. Lineage: Eukaryota; Metazoa; Arthropoda; Malacostraca; Decapoda; Penaeidae. The coding region runs from base 1 to 777 and encodes 258 amino acids.